Messenger RNA from Scleropages formosus (Asian bonytongue), 1397 nucleotides. It is a transcript of the gene tmem235b, whose product is annotated as transmembrane protein 235b. The transcript is spliced from 4 exons. NCBI's taxonomy places the organism in Eukaryota, Metazoa, Chordata, Actinopteri, Osteoglossiformes, Osteoglossidae. The coding region runs from base 171 to 806 and encodes 211 amino acids. Gene Ontology annotation, cellular component: apical plasma membrane. The record is from RefSeq and is a predicted model, not a curated record.
CCACUGACCUUCGAGGAGCUCUGACUCGGAGCUCCGGUGCGCGCGCGCGCGAUCCAAGUGGUCCCCACGCGGAGCGCGGAGAAGCGCAGGGUCUCGCAGGUCCACGCAGUGCGGUCGCAGCUCGGUCGCAGCUCCGCGUCCCUGUGCUCCGGCCACCUCCGCGCGCAGACAUGAGGAUGAGCUUCGGCACGGCCGUGGUGGUCGCCGGCUUCGCGGGGGUCCUCAGCUUCGCGCUGCUGGCCGCCGCCAUCGGGAGCGAGUACUGGUACAUCAUCGAGGUGCGGACGCCCAACGAGAGCGACUCGGAGGAGCUCAGCUCGCACUCGGGGCUCUGGAGGAUAUACGAAGGGAAGAAUUCCAGCUCCCACAUCAUCUACUCCUUCAGCAUAGACACGACCAAGUACUCCGAACCAGAGAGGCAUCUGCUCAGUCUGCACAAGGUGAUCGUCAUCUUGCUGCCCCUCAGCCUGGUGCUGCUGGUGUUCGGUGGGAUUUUCGGCCUUGUCAGCUCGCUGGCCAGGAGCCACGGCCUGCUCGCAGGCACCGCCGUCUACCUCCUCGUCUGCAGCCUCCUGACGCUUUCCGGCGUGAGCAUCUACAUCAGCUACUCCCAGCUGGCCCUGGCCGAGCUCCGGCGCGUUCUAGGAGCGGAGCACCUCGCCCACGUCCACGUGUCCUUCGGCUGGUCGCUGGGCGUCGCCUGGCUCUCCUUCGGCCUCGAGGUUCUCGCCGGGCUCCUGCUGCUGCUGGCCGCCAGGAUAGCCUUCUUGCAGCAUCGGCACGAGUCCGGCGCACGCGGGGCCUAGGGCCCGAGGCCCCUCCCGCGGCCUGGUAGCCAAUCGGGGGGAGGCCCCGCCCACCUAAGACCCGCACUUCUGGCGAACGCACGCGCGCGCACGCACACACAGACACACGCAGACAGAGGUCUCGGAUUGAACGCGUUACGGUUGCGCAUCGGACACGUUGAAGAUGUCGCGAUACGGUCCGUGAAUCAACCGACCAUGUGAGCAACUGAACAGCAUGCCCCUCGACACACACCGCCGCAGCUCUUCCUCACAGCGGAAAGAGAACAUGAAUACAGUGUGUAUCGCUGCAUCUCGCUGAUGAAUAAAUGUGUGCCCCUACUUCACCGACAGGCCUCUGUCCUUCAGUGUUAUUUCACCAGUCCCAGCAGGUUUGGUUCUUCUGUCUUGUAUUAUCAUCUGCCUGGAGAUCCAAACCUUGUGGUUCCAUCUGUGCUUUCAGAACAAUUGUUCCUCAUUAAUAAGGUAAAAUAAUAAAAAAUUUUAUCGGCUUUCAGUAGUUAUGCACCCUGUUGCCUAAACUUGUCAUUUUCUGUUUCUCACAAAAGUACUGAAUUUAGUGCUAAUAAUCUUUUUUUUUUUUUUUUACAAUAA